CGCUCCAGUUCGUCAGUCUUGUCGUUCAGCGCUGCGGAACCAUGUCCAUCUUUGGGAGCUCGGACCGCUUCGUACCCGACGCAGCGCGGUCGCCGGGGCCGAUUUACCUCAGCGUCGCCGACAACCUCGAGCGGUCGCCAAAAAAGAAAGGCGGUGUCUUGUUCCGGCCUGAUUAUGCGGCCGCGACUGCCGCCCUCGAGGAGCCCGUGGGCCACCGCGACAGCUGGAUCAAAGGGCAAUUUUCACCGAGCAUUUCGGUGCACGACCACGGCGUGCACGUGGCCCCGAAUCUGUACGAAGCCAACUACGAAGUCGUGAAAGCUCGGUUCCCGGCCGUGAGUUUUCCCAAGUCGGAGCGCUUCUUGUCGCAAAAAGUGUGCAUGACGGACAAGCAGCACCAGCGAGAGCUCAUCACGUCCGACAGCCCUGGCCCGAAAUACAAUGUCGAGGCGCCGCCGUUCCGAUCCAAUGCGCCCAAGUACUCGUUUUCGAAAGGCCAAGUGAACCCGGUCCGGGUCGGGAGUCCCGUGAAAAGUCACCGCGAGUCGUGGCUCUCGGUCAUCCACCGGAAAGGUCUCUUUGUCUUGCCCCCCGCGGUGCAGCCGCCCGAGAUGGACCCCCCGGUCCACGAGACGAGUCUCCACGACGAACGCAACCAACACCACGAGUCGCGACCGUUGUCGUCCAACUUUGGGACCGCACCCCGCUUUGGGUUGCGGGAAAACCCCCGGAAAGACCAAGCGACGUCGGGCAUGAGCCGCGUCCAGUUCAUUUCAGCGCGCCACGUGCGGGAGAACAUGGGCGAGUUCUCACCGGGGCCGAUCUACACGCCGCACAAACCAGCGCCGUCCGGGGGGCGACUCGCGCCAGCCCCCCGCGCGACGAGUCCCCCCAAGCACGACGAGGUGCGCGGCCCCGACACCAAUUUAAGCAGCCGCAGCUGCUGGCUCUCGGGCAACAUUCGCAAAAACUCGGGCCGCGAAAUCAUGCUCAUGCGCACCGGGGACGUGGCCCCCGGACCGGGGGCCUACUACCACCCGACAUCGUCGUUUGGCACGGCGAGUUUUUCUCACAACGUCAAGGUCAAGCGAAAGGACCUCAUCACACCGCGACGAGCGUCCACGAGCCCGCGAAAGACGCGGCCGAGUCCCCGGGUGGCCAUGGCCCAGCGACACCAAGUUGGCGCCGACUCGAUGAGCCCCCGACCGCCGAGCCCCCGCAGCGACGAAGCCACCCUUGCCACGUGAUCGACUUUGCUUUUCUAAUCGAGCACUCGCCAAUAAUCAAGGUAUUCCACCUGACAAUUUGUCCAAACCCCACUGCCC
Molecule: messenger RNA, 1325 nt
Organism: Saprolegnia diclina VS20
Lineage: Eukaryota; Oomycota; Saprolegniomycetes; Saprolegniales; Saprolegniaceae
Exons: 8
Coding region: 42-1247 (401 amino acids)
Source: RefSeq, a predicted model, not a curated record